GCUACGUCUACCGUUACCCGCUAGUCCGUGGAUGAGCGCUUCGGGCCACGCGUCCGCCACACGCGCUGUCCUCGCGUCCUCAGCUGUCCGCUCGCUCACGGCGGGAAUUACUCGUCUUCUCUCGUCGCAACACACUCAUUCAUUUACAUUACACUCUUUGAUACCUAUGGGCCUCUGCUCAGGAUGUGGCAAAUCAUUCCGACAUAUGGAUGGAGAUGAGUGCUCGAAGUGUCGGAAACGGCAGGAUGCGGGAGAUGCGGCGGCUUUGGAAUUGAUCUCGAAACUCUUGCAGUGUGGGGGUUGUGGAGUCACAUUCCGCUACCUGGAGGCAGAAAUCUGUGCAAUCUGCGAGGGGAAAGACCAACCCGUGGCAGCGCCUUCCGCGGGGCAAGCACGCGCUCCGUCUCAUGGUGGAGCGGCGUCAGCGUCAAAGACCGCCGCGGCUCCUCUACAAGCAUCGACGUCGAGCGCCGCGAUGCGACACGGUCAGAAGUCACGGUCGCGCCCCGCCACCGCCUCGUCAUCUCGACAACGCCCUGUUCCUGCAACGGGCCCUCGCAUCAUCUCCGGAAAUGGAGAUUGGAAUGCACCGCUCGAGAUCGCCGAGUCUUCGGAUAUCGAAAUCGUUAACCACGACGACGACGACGACGACGAGGAGGAAUUGGAGAAUGCAGAGCCGGAAUCCAUCGACAACGCCAUCAAUCGCCAUAGAAAGACGGUAACGUCUUACCGGGUGAAGGGGAGGUCGAUGAGCAUCCCGGCCACACCCUCAUCUUCGUCUAUGCUUACGACAGCGAAGUUCAGCAAGCUUCGGCAAGGCCAACAGAAGGCUGCCGUGCUCAAGACAUCCGUGUCAACUGUCCAGUCGCUGACGUUCCACUGCGACGUCAUGUUGAUGAACAAGAAUGGCAAGACAACAGCCACUUGUAUCCCGGCGUUCCGCUGUGAAGUCGCGCUGAACGAUUCGAUGGAUGCAUUGGUUGCCAAGGUUGUCGAGGAGUUGAACAGCGAGGAUGGUCAGUGGAGGAAGGCGUAUGGUGAUGAUGCGCUUGUCACGAUGUACGUGUUUCGGUCAUAGUCAUUCGAUGUUCUGACCGUUUUGUAGUCGUGAUGUAUGCCUCACCUUCAAGCAGAAGGUCACUACGCAGUACACUCACAUCAAACCGAAGAAGUACGGGUCCAUACGGCAGUUCUGGGACUUACAUACACGCCAGAAGGGGCUGUACUUCAAUGACCAUCAGAUCAAGCACUUCUCGCCUGCGAUUGGCGUUCUUGUGCCAAUCAGCUGCACCCAGCCUAAGGUGGAUUCCGACGACAGUGGUGAUCGUGAUCGCGGCCGUCAAGGCAAGACUUCUUG
Molecule: messenger RNA, 1357 nt
Organism: Fomitopsis serialis
Lineage: Eukaryota; Fungi; Basidiomycota; Agaricomycetes; Polyporales; Fomitopsidaceae
Exons: 5
Coding region: 32-1078 (348 amino acids)
Source: RefSeq, a predicted model, not a curated record